CAACAAAAGCAUGCUGAAAUUUUUGUGAUCGCGCGUGUUCGUACGUAGUUAAAUUUUCCAGUUUUUUGUAAAGUUUUCCACAAAUAAAAGGCAAAAUGCUGCGUCGCCAAGCGCGUCUCCGCCGGGAGUACCUGUUCCGGAAGGCGACCGAGGGCAAACACAAGGCGCUGCAGGACAAAAAGUCCAAAAUCAAGAAAGCCCUCGAGGACCACACGCCGAUCCACGGAGACCUGAAACGGGACGCGUUGAAGCUUCAGGACAAGCUCAAGUGGGACGAUGCGGGACCGCAGCGAGCGGCCGAGAUUGGAGGGAUUAGCGGUGGGGCUAAUACGGCCAAUUCGCAGGACGACGAGUAUCGGUUCGCGGGUUGCGAGGAUCCAAAAAUUAUGAUUACGACCUCGCGCGAUCCGUCGGCCAAGUUGAAGCAGUUUGUGAAGGAGAUCAGGUUGAUCUUUCCGAACGCACAGCGCAUGAACCGCGGUAACUUUGAGAUGAAGCAGCUGAUUCACGCCUGCCGGGCGAACAACGUGACGGAUUUCAUCGUGAUUCACGAGCACCGGGGCGUUCCGGACAAUCUGAUCAUUUGCCACCUGCCGUACGGGCCGACGGCGUGCUUCAACCUUUCGGGGGUGGUGAUGCGUCACGACAUUCCGGACAUAGGGCCGAUGAGCGAGCAGAAGCCGCACCUGAUCUUCCACAACUUUAAAACGAAACUGGCCGAACGGACUAUGUCGAUCCUGAAGUACCUGUUUCCGGUGCCCAAGGAAGAGUCGAAGCGGGUGAUGACCUUCGCCAACCACGACGACUACAUCAGCUUCCGGCAUCACACGUUCAAGACGGUUGAACGCGAGCUGGUCAUGACCGAGGUGGGACCGCGCUUCCAGCUGAAGCUGUACCAGAUCAAGCUGGGCACGCUGGACGAGCUGGAGGCGGCCGACACGGAGUGGGUCUACCGGCCGUACAUGAACACCGCCGGCAAGAGACGGUUUUUGUCCGACGAAGACGGGUGGCAACAGGAUGAUGAUGUUUGAUGAAUAAAGAUUAACGUUAAAUGCUUA
This is a messenger RNA of Culex quinquefasciatus (southern house mosquito), 1058 nucleotides long. RefSeq names its product U3 small nucleolar ribonucleoprotein protein IMP4. Bases 96 to 1031 code for a protein of 311 amino acids. Gene Ontology annotation, biological process: rRNA processing. The transcript has a single exon. Gene Ontology annotation, cellular component: nucleolus; Mpp10 complex; small-subunit processome. NCBI's taxonomy places the organism in Eukaryota, Metazoa, Arthropoda, Insecta, Diptera, Culicidae. Gene Ontology annotation, molecular function: rRNA primary transcript binding; snoRNA binding. The record is from RefSeq and is a predicted model, not a curated record.